Molecule: messenger RNA, 3569 nt
Organism: Mercurialis annua (annual mercury)
Lineage: Eukaryota; Viridiplantae; Streptophyta; Magnoliopsida; Malpighiales; Euphorbiaceae
Product: transcription factor bHLH155
Exons: 11
Coding region: 1037-3298 (753 amino acids)
Biological process (GO): regulation of DNA-templated transcription
Molecular function (GO): protein dimerization activity; DNA-binding transcription factor activity
Source: RefSeq, a predicted model, not a curated record
UCUCAUACCCCAUUCCAUCAUCUCCCCAACAUUUUCUCCAAAAUUACUUAACAAAGAGUUCAAAACAUAAACAAAAAAGCAAACGGUCAUGUUUAAAAUGAGCAGAGUGCGCAGGAUAAGAGAAGGCACCACCACCACCAUUACCAAAUUGUCAAAAAAGCAAAAUUGAACAGAAUGUGUCAAAUAGCGGCUAUGUAAUUAAAAUAAUUUCUUUUAAUUUAAUUAAAUUAAGGGGAAAUUUUCUUUUUAUUUCAUUACCAAAAAUUGAAGCUUUUUUGUUUUCUCUUUGUCUGAAAAAAAAAAGAAACUUUUUUAUUUUGUUUUCUUUUAAAUGAAUGUAGCUGAAAGCCACAAACUUUACUUCAAUUCUCACCACUCUUAGUUACCAAGCUUCAAUCUUUGCUCUACCCUUUUGUUGAAAUUAUAUUUUCAGUUUCAAAUUUCACAAUCUUUGUUGUAAAAUCAAGAAAUUUUAAUUCUUUUUAGUGGGGUUUGUUUAUUUUUGUUUACUUUUUGUAAAAAUUGAGCUAUUAGAAUCUUGAUUGAUCCAUGUCGUUCGAUAUUAGCUAGAAGAUUUCCCAGUUUAAUUGUGUUUUUAUAGCUUAUUGCUGCUUGAAAAAGUUUGUUUCUUGCAAAGAAUUAAUGGCUAGUUGCAAAAGUUUUGAUGUAUGCUUUGAAAUGUUUGGUACUGAUCUUGAAAGUUUGAAUCUUUAGUGUAAAGAUUUAGUGUUAUAUUAGUGUGAAGAUUAGAGAGUGUUUAGUUGGGGGUGAGGUGAGUGAGGAAUGGGUAGAGAUCGUUUGCUAUUGGCUACAGCAGGACCACCAAUAAAAGCAAGAGCAGGGUUGAGGAGAAAACAAGCUGGGAGAGGUUCAUACAGGGCUAGCUAGAUUUUGGGAGAGAUUAGGGUUUUGCUUUUUUUCUUUUUGUUUUGAGGGGAAAAAAGGGUUUUAAUUUACUUGACUGACUUUGGCUGGUUGGUUUAGUGGUGGUGGUGGUGAGUGGAGGCUGGUUUUUUAGGUGUUCUUUUUGAGGGAGAUGGGGACUGACUUGCAUAAUGCUUUGAGGAGCUUCUGCUUCAACACUGAUUGGAAGUAUGCUGUGUUUUGGAAGCUCAAGCAUCGAGCUCGAAUGGUUCUAACUUGGGAAGAUGCUUACUAUGACAAUUUUGAACAACAUGAUCCUGUAGCGAAUAAGUGCUUUGGAGAGACCCUUGAGAACUUGUGCGGCGGGCGUUAUUCACAUGACCCGCUUGGAUUAGCCGUGGCAAAGAUGUCGUAUCAUGUGUAUUCUCUUGGAGAAGGGAUUGUUGGCCAAGUGGCAAUUACUGGAAAACAUAGAUGGAUCAUUGCAGAUAAGCAUGUGACAAAUUCUAUCUCCUCAUUUGAGUUCUCUGACGGCUGGCAAAGUCAGUUUUCAGCGGGGAUCAGGACCAUUGUUGUUGUUGCUGUUGUUCCCUAUGGAGUUGUGCAACUCGCAUCUUUGAAUAAUGUCGCUGAGGAUAUGAAGCUGGUAACCCAUAUCAAAGAUGUCUUUUUAUCCCUUCAAGAUUCCCCGGUAAAUAAUGCUACUAGUCCUUUGCAACACAGCAUGAUGAAGAGUUCCUCAUAUCUGCAUUUGCCUACAAAAGGCUUGGAUUCAGAAUCAGUGGCUAUUCCUAGUGGUUUAUACUACUCAGAUAAAGUAGCAGACAAGAGCACGCCAUACAAUCAGUCCACCGUGCUCCCUUAUUUACAGAAACAAUUGGACAAUUCUUCUCAUAAUUACUCCCUUCCUCCUGGUAUCCAUCAGAAUACAUCAGUUGAGUUGAUAAAUAAACAUGGAGGGCAUGAAUCGUCCAUGCCAAUGAAUUUUGAAAGUGUGAAAUUGCUUCAGCCUAGAUCAGAUAAUUACUAUUUGGAGCAGCAGAAUCAAGUAGGAAGAAAUUUAUUAGUUAACCACACAUGUGGAGAAACGACUAGUGUUUGGCAAGAUCCGGGUGGGGGAUCGGCGUUGAACAUAACUCCACAUUUGAAUAGUUAUGUUAAGGAUAUUAUAAAUUUAGAUGAUGUUAUACUUCCAUAUGAAAAGUUUGGAACUGAUCUUGCAAACUUUCCUGUGGACCUUCUCGACUCUACUUUUUGUCAUAGAUCUAAGUCAGAUGGGCUAGAUACUUGUCAAAAUGGAGCACUGAACAUGCCUGAUUCUUCACGAAUGAAUCUCAGAAAAGGUCAUGAUAAAAAGCUGGAAUAUCAAUCUGAGUCAAGUGACAUAGAUACCUCGAACACAUUUUUAAAGUUCUCGGCAGGCUCUGAGCUGCAUGAAGCUCUAGGAUCAGUUUUUUCUAAAAGGUCUAUGUACUUUGAUUGUGAAGCAGAAAAGACUGAAGUCGGGAACAUUGCUGAGGUGCUAGAAGGAAUAAGUUCUAGCCAGUUAACAUUCGACCCUGGUUCAGAAAAUCUUCUAGAAGCUGUAGUAGGCAGUGUUUGCUAUAGUGGCAGCAGUGAAGCGAAAUGUGAGAAAUCUGUCAGUAAAUCAGUGCAAUCUCUGUUGACAACUGAGAAAAUGCCAGAGCUUCAGUGCCAAGCAAAACAUAUUAUCCAUUCAUCUGAUUUUUCGAUUAAGCAGCAGUCUUUGGUUCAAGAGGAGAAACACAACUGCUCAAGCUCAACAGGCGUAUAUGGUGCGAUAUCUUCAAAAGCAUUUUCGUCAACUUGUCCAAGUAACUAUAGUGAACAGUUAGAUAGGCGCUCUGAACCAGCGAAGAAUAACAAAAAGAGGACUAAACCUGGUGAAAGCUGCCGCCCUAGGCCGCGGGACAGACAACUGAUUCAAGAUCGUAUUAAGGAGCUGAGGGAUCUUGUGCCAAACGGGGCAAAGUGCAGUAUUGAUUCCUUGCUGGAGCGCACGGUUAAACACAUGCUGUUUUUAGAAGGUAUCACUAAGCAUGCGGACAAGCUCAAUAAAUGUGCUGAAUCGAAGAUGUAUCAGAAAGGAACAGACACCUCCAACUAUGAAAAAGGUUCAAGCUGGGCAGUGGAGGUGGGAGGCCACUUGAAAGUUUCUUCAAUAAUAGUAGAGAACCUAAACAAAAAUGGUCAGAUGCUUGUAGAGAUGCUAUGUGAGGAAUGCAGUCAUUUCCUUGAGAUAGCAGAAGCUAUCAGAAGUUUGGGUCUGACGAUCUUGAAAGGGAUUACUGAAGCGCAUGGCGAGAAGACAUGGAUAUGUUUCAUGGUUGAGGGACAAAACAACAGAGUUAUGCACAGAAUGGAUAUUUUAUGGUCACUCGUGCAGAUACUACAACCCAAGACUUCAAACUAACAACAAAGAUUAGUCGGCUCUCAGGAGAUUCCGGCUGUAAAAUAGUGAGUGAAUCAUUAUAUGGUAUUUGAUUUGGCAUUUCCUUUUUUUUUUUCAGUUGUGAUUAUUGUUUGUAUUCCCCAUUUCCACAAAAAAUUAUAUAUAUAAGGAAAGGGAAAAAAAUAUGUAAACCAAGAUCUUCUUUGUCUUUUAAGUGUGAGGAUUUAGCUUUAAAACCCAUCAUUUUGUUUUGGAAGUUAAAAUAACAUAAUGAGCUAUAUUUUGCAGUGUC